GACAAAAGCAAACAGAACUUUGCUGAUCAAUUCCACUAAAUUAACAUAUUUCACCAUGGAUAUCACGCCAGGUGAUGGCUUUGGUCGCAGUAUAUUAUCUAAGGUUCCCGAUCCCCAAGCAUUGUUUCCUCUCCCCGGUGGAUCAUUGUUGAAAUUUCACCGAUUUUUUUUUUGUUCCAUCGCCUCAGGUAUGCCUCAGCGGUGAAUUUGACUCAGUCACUGUUGUCUUAAAUUGACUGAAGAAUUUUCUGAUCGAGAUUCGUAGUCAUGUCUAAAGAGAGUUACUUAAUGAUGAUAGUCUUUGUUGGCUGUUUGGCCGCUGUUGUCUACAAACAACACGAAGGAAUCGACAUCAAAUCGCUCUGGGGAAGGUUGCUUCAAAGACUGGUAGCAAUACACGGCGAAAUACCCUGUCAAGAAGGAAGCGAAGACGAUUAUUGUGUGAAAUCAAAUUUCGAGGAAGUUUCGAAAGAUGAACCAUCGACUAAUGCUCAGGAUAUAAAUUCAAAACAUAGUGAUGAAAGUAAAGUUUUCUUUGAGUCAGAUGCAACAGCAACUUUCACAAAAGAACAGCCAAAUACAAGGCAAAAUGGAAACAUUGUUUCAGAAGAAAAGAAAACGUCAAACAAUAAUGAAAACAACACUAAGUGGGGCCAUAUGAAAAAACUGGGCGAGCAUGGCUCAGUUAUCAUUGAGGGAGAAAUUGAAGAACUUAGUUUUGUUCCUAAUGGCAAAGAUUUCUAUGAACACUUUCUACGAAAACGAAGGCCUUUGAUUAUGCGAGAAGCUAUAAAGAACUGGCCCGCGGUGAAACAUUGGGCAAACGAAAGUUAUCUACAAGCAAAAUACGGCGAUGUCAUCUUCGAUAUUCAGCUAACUAAAAAAUAUGAAGGAGAAUUCCCCGCAAAGAGAACUAUGAAUCUCACCGAAUUUCUUCGAAUUUACAAAAGCAAACAGGUCUAUUUAGAUUGCCCGUUUCCCCACAGUGAUAUGAUCCAGGAUAUAUUUGUACCAUAUUGUUUGCAGUGCGAAGAAAUCAUGGAAAGUAUUGCCAGUACGCAUUUGCUUUUUAGCAGCGGAAAUACAAGCUCCAGCUGCCAUAUGGAUGGUUAUGAAAAUCUGUUAAGUGUUAUCGCGGGGAAAAAGGAAGUUUUGGUGGCAGAUCCGAAGUUUGUGGAAUAUUUUUAUCCACGCAACCACACGACUGUCAAUAUUGAAUCACCGAUCGACCCUGAAGCAGUUGAUUUGAAGAAGUUUCCUAAACUUGCUGAAAUUCCCUUCCACAAGGUAAGCCGAUGAAGAGUCAAACUACGUUUUUUUUGACAAUCAUAAAUAUUUUAGCAACCUACGGAAAAUAGAGUUACUAUUAUUUCUGAGGGUACACAAGAGAAGUAAAAACAGUGGUAAUAAAUAUAUAACCAGCAGGGUUCAAUGCAAUUUAAUUUGUGCGGCUGUGACUGUAACGUUACGUUUAUCUCCGCUGUCGUGACCAUUUAUUAAGACCAUUUAUUAAUUUUUCGCUGCUUCUCGGUACUACAUGCAGUUAUGCGCGUUUGCAUUCUAUAUUUCUUACAAGUCAAUACAUGUAAAUAUUAACAAAGGAGGAAUCUUCUCUCUUUCCCUUCAUUAGCAAAGAUAAUUAAGUAUAAUGCUUGGUAACCAUGGACAACGUUUUGUUCUAUUGAUACUGUCUAUUUAAUAAAUGUAGAAUAAUCGUAAACCGUAACAUAAAACCGUUAUAGUUUCAAAUUGGAAAGUUGAAGCUGGUGUUAUAAUUUGUAUUGGUUACAAAUAAUCUCAAGAUUAUACUCAUUCUCUCUUGAUUAUAACAAUAGGAACUUGACAACAAAUGUGUAACAGAGUAACCACAAUAGACAACUCCGUGUACUAGGACAGUCCUGAUCGUGCUCGGCAACUUUUGAUCAACUUUUGGCGUUUGAGCACUUUUUGCCGUCCUACUAGCAACCUUGAGCAAGUUUUGCAUUUCUGAGAAAAUUGUCUUUUUUUUUUUGGAAAAAUACAGGUUUAGGAGACAUAUCAAGCUCGAAAAAGUCAACCAUUUCGUAGAAACUACAGUUUAUGCGAAUUUCAUUUCAUAAGAGGCCUCAAACGCAGUCAAAAAAUCGCUCAAUUAUAGAGAAAAUGAACAAUCAUACAAUGUCGCAAAAAUCUCUCUUUUAUUAUGAAUAAAUUAGCUAAGUAGGCUAAGUAAGCUUGGGUAUGCUAAGUUUCAAGCUGUUCUCUUGACCGAUGUUAGUAUAUCAUGGUGAAGAACGAAAAAAUAAAGCUUUUAGUUAACGUUUGGGUAAAAAUAGCAAGAAUUAUAGAUAGAAACGUUUUGGAUUUUUGGCAAUUUUUUAGCAACUUUUUGGCAUUCCAGUAACUAACUUUCCAGCAUUUUUCGAACACAAUCGGUACAGGCCUAAUCCUGGCGUAUGAUAUUGCAGGCCUUCUCCGGGGCCCAUGCAUGGGACAAAGGGUGCGUGGAGGAAAAACUGUAAUAUGUAGUAAAAUUAAAACCAGGGCACCUGACUGAGCAGCCCUAAGGAUUAAUUGCGGUAUUGACCCAAUCCUAAACAAGUAACUACACGUUCACCGGAAAAAAAGCUAAUUACUAUACUGUAAUUUCAAACCCUAUAAAUCAUUCGCAGUGCCUCACCCUAUCUCCUGUCUAUUAGGUAUGAACAAUGAUCUAGACUCAUUAGCGAAAGGACACUGAAUUCAAAAUUUGUGUUUUGAACUAAAGUAUUUUAAUAUAGGCCGGAUCACAAAUUCUACACGAAGGUUUUGUUGUUGUGGUUUGUUUAGUUAAUUAAAGCUGGCGCGAGAAAAAAGGAAAGAAGCGUCAGUAGACUUCAUUUGGAAAAGAUUUUUAAGUCCGCCUCCUCUACGCCAACGUCUCGAUCACCUUCGCCUUCACGUCCUUCACCAUACCAAUUAUUGGACCAGAGAUAUUGAAGAAAUACUAUACAGAUGCUCUCACUUCUUAAAAAAUCCAUACUGUAGUCGGCGCCAAAUUAGGGUUGAUAUCCACUCAGACUAUUUCAAAUCUGAAAGCCGAGCCAGUGGAAAAAGGUCGAAAGCUAAAACAAACUGAUCGAUCCAUUUAUUUUUGGCUUCUCUAUCCACCCGUUUCGGUAAUCAAUGUACGUAGGGGUAGACCACAUUAUUGGUAAAACGCUAACAAGAGCAUCAACACACUAAUGCAAACCAUCAGCUAAAGCUAUGCCCAUGAACUUUCACUUUGUUACGUUUGUAAUGGAAGUAAACCACUGAUGUAAGGUCACGUUUCAUUUCAAAGCACACCGUUUUCUACAGACUGAUUAGCCAGUUUUCACGAAUGUCCAGUUUUUACUUCCAUUCGAACCCUCAAAAAUUGAUCCCAAACUGUCUCGAUAAAGCUUUCAAAGCAUUUGUUCAAAACUUCACUAACUUCAGAACGGCUAUUGGAGGAACAGGUUUUUGUGAACGAUUUUGGAAGAAAAUCCCAGUGCAAUGAAAAAAGAUCAGACCUUAAAAAAAUAAAAUAGGCCACGAUUUCAUUAGGUUAGUUUAGGUUGCUAUGACAGCUCCGAUGUCAAUAUCUCAUUUGUCAUGACAUAUUCGUUCAUCUUCUGAAACAGUUAUUGUAGUAAAAUUUUCCGUCGCUUCUCUUGACAUUCUUGAGCAUUCAAUAAAUGUAAACAAAAGGGGACUCCCCUCUUAAGUAAACAAUGAGCGUGAAAGUAUUAACCGUAACUAUGAGUCAUGUUCUAUUACAAAUGUAUAAAUAAAGAUUUUUUUCAAUUCUUGAUCAAUUAAUUGAUUUGGAUAAACAAUGAAUUGGACUGCGCGCUAUAAAGCAAUUAAUUAUAAGCUUCAUUCUCAUUCCCAGUUUUCCAGACGCGCUCUCGGCAUCAGGCCACCGCAAUAUCUCUUAGAACGCCUGGAGCAUUUUGAAUUCUUUGUCUCUGGAUUGUUUUUUUUCGUGCGAUCUCCUGUCUCAGCUGUGUCUCCGCUCCCAGCAUAACGUAAUCAAAGAGGAUCGCUCACCCGCAUUAUUUGGAAACACAGGUUUCUUUACUUGGGAUUGGUCGUCAAGUACUUUCCAAGGAGAUUAUUUGGUUGCAAAAGUAUUCCUAGUCGAUAAAACAACGAUCGACCGCUAAUUAAAGACAGGUGACAAAUACGGAAAAUGAGCGCGGCAAUCGUUUAUUAGACUAGACAAUCUUUUAAUUUAUUUUCAUAUUUUGCUGAACAAGUUCGGUAUAAUAUUAGAGUUGUCCAACUGUAAUCCCCACACACCCUUUUUUCGUGGCAGAUUUGGCUAACGCUGUAGUCUGCCAAAAUGUCAAAAGUAAUUUUUACAGUUUUUGCUCUGGCGGUGUUGUUGUCGAUGGAUGUGUUAAUCAUACCACACAGGAUGGUAGGUGCUCAUGAGGAUGUUGUGCCUUUACCAAGCGAAAACGCGCCAGACAAGAGCACCUUCGAAGGAACAUCCGUUAUCAUUAAAGAUGGUGAUGACAAUGAGAGAAAACUGGAGGAGAAAAUACUCUUUGAUGACGCAUCUUCUAAAGAAGAAACUGUUUUUGAAGCAAUGUAUGAACUUAAAGGUCAUCUGAUGAAGCUGGGAGAGCAAAGCCCAGUUAUCCUUGGUGAGGUAGAGGAUAUGACUUAUGUUCCAAGUGGGAGGGAUUUUUACAGCCACUUCAUAAAAAAGAGGAGGCCACUUGUGAUGCGAGGUGCUGCUGCUGAUUGGUCUGCUGUGAAAUAUUGGGCCAAUGAAACAUACAUGAGGGAGCGAUAUGGCCAUGUGGUCUUCGAUGUAGAGUUUACAAAGCAUUAUGAGAGAAUACCUCCCAUGAAAAGAACAAUGAACCUAAGCACAUUCUUAGAUAUUUUCAAAACCAAGCAAGUUUAUUUGGACUGCCCUUUUCCACAAUCUGACAUGACAAGCGAUAUAAUGGUGCCUUAUUGUCUUCAGUGCGAGGAGAUAAUGCCAAAUAUACAGAGUAUUCACCUACUUUAUAGCAGUGGUAACACAAGCUCUGCUCUGCACCAUGAUGGCUACCACAAUCUGCUCACUAUCAUUUCUGGGACAAAAGAAGUUCUCGUAGCGAGUAGCGACAGUGCAGAAAAAUUGUAUGCUAAUAAUUAUACAACUGUUCCUGGUUUGUCACCGGUCAAUCCUGAGUCAGUAGAUCUUAAAAAAUUUCCCAACGUUUCCAAAGUUGCUUUUCAUAAGGUGAGAAAAGCAAUUUUCUUUUGUAUUUCGUAUCACAUUGCACAACAAAAUGAUAGGGUAACGAGAGACUCAUUAGUCUUUCAUGGGUCAGUUCUUUGGAAUGGAGUUGAUAAAAAUGACAAAAUAACCAAAUAAAUUGUAAUGGAAUAAAAGCAUGACUUACUGCCCAAGAGUAUUUUAUAAAUUUACUGUACAUGAAUAUGUAUUUCAUUUUUGAAAGUUCAACUGCCUUGACUUUCUGAUAAAGAAGAAGUGACUCUAUGCAUUUCUUAGUAGAUCACAGGGCAUUGGAUAUUACUGGCAUGUGUAAAGAAAAAAAUUGGGGAAAGGAAGAUACAACCAGACCAUACAGAGAUAAAACAAUAGAAAAUUUUCUUCCCAAAAGCAAACAUGAAUCAUUUAUAGAAAUUGAUAUUUAUAGAUCAAAGCUUUUUGUUUAUUUGAACUACAUGAAAUAUUUUAUAGUAUAUAAUUAUUGUAAUAUAAUGUAGCUGACGUGGCUCAAUUUUAUCCUUUGUUUGAAUUUUAUUUCCCUUUGUUUUAAACUCAUUAUCAUACAUUACCAUACCUAAGAGCAAAGGGAAAUAAAAUUUAAACCAAGUAUAAAAUUGAACGACAACAUAGCCAUGCGUGUAUGACCACUACAACCUAUUAUUUGAUUGCAUGUGGUCAUUUUAUGCGUGAUGGGAUUAUAACUGCAUUAAUUUUUCUCCUCAGGUAUGACUUUCUGAAGUAAAAACAAUCAUGUGGUAGUCAGAGAUAACUUUUUGGAUUUCUUUAAAUUUUAGGUUGUUUUGAAUGCAGGUGACAUUUUAUACAUCCCACAGCACUGGUGGCAUCAUGUUCGAUCAUUUGAUUGUCCAAACAUUGCAAUCUCCCUGUGGUUUCAUCCUUUUAAACAGACAGAAGAUGAUGAUGAGCUUUUAUCAGGCGAGGAAGAAGACGUAAGAAAAAGGAUAUUGUACCAACUUACUAUUUACUUGCCUUAUAUUUGUGUCACCCCAUGUAAAACCUGGUUCUCAUAUGCCACCGAGCUACCUGCCAGAACUGCCUGGGACACCUUUCCAAUAUGAGAGCAGAAGACGCCAGCAACAGAGGCCAUGUCAGUCUUUACCGCCAGCACACAGGCAAAGUUGUCUCAAGUUCCACUUCUCAGGUACUUCGGCGGCAUAUGAAAACCAGGCUUAAAGUAAUCCAGAUUGUGGAAAUCCGGAAAUGUUUGCCUGUGGAUUCCGGAAUCUUGGUAAUUUUUGCUUGUGGAAUCUGGAAUCCUGGGCUUUGGAAUCCAGAAUUAAGCUAAAGGAAUCCAGAAUCCUGGUCAUGAUUGGAAUUCAGAAUCCAUGUUCCACUGACAAAGAAUCCAGAAUCCAGUACCUGGAAUCCAGAAUCCAAGACUAUCGUGGAUUUCCAUAUAUGGGGCGCUUUGUGGGGUUUUGUGCGCAUUGAUGUAAACAGUUAAGCUAAGACCUUUUUCUAGACACUGUAGCAACUACUUUAAGUAGUUUACCUGGAAAAAUCUUGUCUACAUGACAACUUGUUCACCUAAAAAAACAUUGUUAAUAUUAUUGUCUUAGUAUAUCAAAUUUUCCCUUCGUUAGUGUACUAUGUAUCAUUUAUUUGUGGAUUUAGAUUUUAAAAAAGUGUCUAACCUUAUUACAUGUAAACUAUCAUAGAUACUAAUAGACUGAUACUAAGCAAUUAAACAUGUAUCCUGAUACCUAUAGAUACCCUUCUUGACAGAUCUGUACUUAGCUUAGCAUUCAUUUCUUGGUUUUUCAUGCUGCUAAUCCGGGGCACCCAACAACUGUUUUCUGUAAAAUAUCUGUUCGGAGAAGGAAAUGUUGCCAAGAAUUUUCCAUUGCUCCAGGACGGCUACAAAUUUCAUGUACAAUUUUUGAAACUUGUCUAAUAAAUUCCCUACGAUUAAUUCUGAAGCUUUAUUUUUCACAUUUUACUCUCCAAGUAAUGCUUGUUUUGUAGAAAAAAGAAACGUAAAAUUUUGAUUGAGACAGGAAUCAGAAAAAUUCCACAUUCAUAUAUGGUAAAAUGAUAUACUGCAUCUAAAAUGUUUCGGAAAAAUAAUACUGAAGUCCUUGUAAUUUCAGAAAGACGCACCCUUCCCUAGGAUGUCCAAACUGAUACAAAUUUUAAAGCGUCGCUUAGAAUGUAUUUCUAUAGAUUGAAAACUACACUAGAUAGCCUAAAAAAGGUUUUCAACUGAUUUAGGAGGAAAUCGUCAUUGGGUGCCCGCCCCUGGCUAAUGUGGUAAAAGGAUUGGAAAUUUCUUUAGUGACAAUCAUAGUUAAUGUCCAUUUUUUUUUAUCAGACAAGUGACUUUGAAGAUGUAGUGUACACCUCAAAAUUGUUUGACAAAGUUGUUGAAACAUAUCCAGACACAAUCAAGUGCCACUCACAGAACAAGCCAAUCACCGAGGCCUUUCGUCCACAUUCGGAUGCCUUGGAUACACCUGAGGAACCCAUACAUGAAGGCCUUUUUGUUACUCUGUCCAGUGGAUACAAGAGUAAGGAAGUACUCUAUAACUUAUAUGCAUUUUGUGAAGAUUUUUAUUUCUUAGCUGAAUACUUGUCAUUGUGGAUAGUAGAGCAUUUUCAAUUUUUGUUAUAAGUACAAAGUUUUUCAAAAGGCCAUCAAAAAUAUUUGAUGAAAAAAAGUUCAAUAGAAAAAAAUAUCCAGCUACAGUGUGGCUCCCUGUUUGUGCCAUCCUUCAACAAAAUUCCCCAAAAGUCCUCUGAAAAAUCUGUGAGCAAUCUCUAUUUCGGAAAUAUUGUGGAAAGUCACCCAUCAGCACCACUUUUGUGUUCUGUCAGGGCUCAUGGCUCCCUUCUCUCGCCACUGAAAAUAAAGAGCUUGCUUGCAUGCUAUCCUCUGAAGAGGUUAUCCAAGCAGGGUUGUCACUAAGAUUGAAGUUGCCAGGUACAUAUAACAAGUAGGCAGGGAAUCAAACAGCUAGGGAUUUCUUUUGGUUCCAUUUUUCAUUUAUUUUUCAAUGAAAGUAGCUGGGGGCUACAUUCAUAGUAGCUGGGGGAAAUUCCCGCUAAGAUCACAGUUUUUUUCUAUUCCAUGAUUUUUUCUAUUUCGCUAACUAAGGGCUUACACUAAAACAAAGACAAAUGAUUUAAUUUUUUGAAACGAAAAGCUUCUUGUUUACAAGAUCAUCACCAUUUUACAAAUAGAAGUGAUUAUAAAGUAAGACACAACCUCACACACAUUGAGACAAACUUAAAAACAAAAAAGCAGGCCGCCUUUUUUCAAGUUUACCUCAGUGUAAUACGUUUUAAUCUUCUACAGUUUGGCCCAUAUAUGUUCGUUACUGUUCUUGAGCUGUAUUUCUUUUGUGUUCCUCUAAAUAAUUUUGCCAAAGUUAUUUCAAUCAGGAGCCUCCUGUUUUAAUAUAUCAGUGAUUUUUGUGAUCGUUUGGUGGGUCUUGAAGUUGCCUAAAAUAGCGUGGUGACUUAAAGUGUGGCGCCUAGAACACUCGCAAACGCAAACUGAACCCAAUAAGUUUUCAAAGAAUUACAUCUGCUAAGUUAACACUGAAUAAAACGCUGUCUUUUUGCCUUGUUUCCCUCCACAGUGCCUAAGCUUGGUUUUGGUACAGCUGGUUUGUUUGAAGACACUAAGUCAUCUGUUUUGUCAGCGUUAAAUACUGGAUACAGGUAUUUUUUGUUGAUAGUUAAUUCCAUCAUAUUAUUUACCAAUGUCUGGCCCAAUGAUAUUUGCGAUGUAGUAGUUGAGAAAAAAAUAAAUUAAAUAGUUUACGAAGAAGUAUCAAACUGGACCUCUGGCAUUUAACUAAAAGAUUAAACGCACGCAUGAGAAACAAUCCCGCGAAAGCGCGUGCGAACCCACCUUCGUGGCUUCGCCUGCUCUCUCGCGCUUCCCUCCACUGCCCCUCCCCAACAGAAAGCGCUAGCUACACAGGUUACUUUUUGAGGUCUGAAAUCAACCCCUCCCCCCCUUCCGCCCAGCCUUCCUAGAGUUCUGAGUUAAGUACCGCUGAAAGCUGUUUUGGUGAGUGCCAGGUUCUAAUCAUUCAAAGCAUUAAAUGUUAUAGAGGACAAAUACGACUUAAAAGAUUAUGUAAUCUUGUGUAAAUAUACAAAAUUGAUACAUAAAUAAAAUGAAAAAUCAACGAGCUAGACAGCGACACUAUUACUUUCCCAAUUCUACCACUGGGAUUACCUUAAGUCGCAAGAUUCUCGCAAAACACCGCUAACGCGAGAACCGAUACCUCUUAAAAUAUAAUUCGGUUUUCUUCUUUAAAUGUAAAUGGGCUUCUUUUUGAAGUGCAUGGGUGUGCGCACAUUUUAACUCUAGCAUUAAACUGCUGCUUUUAAAACGUUUUCAGAAUGAUUGAUUCUGCUCAAGCUUAUAAUGAAGAACACGUGGGCUUAGCUCUGAAGGAAAGUGGAGUACCAAGAGAAGAAGUUUUUAUUGUUUCCAAAGUUCAUCCUCGUUUUCUAGGAUACGAAGAAACACUCAAAUCUGUCGAAGAGUCCCUAAAAAAACUCCAGGUACAGAUUUGAUCUAGCUUCUUGAGGCCCGUUUACAAGCACAAGCGAUUUUCGUGCGAUGUUUGGGGCGAUUGAAGGCGUAAUUUCAAAUCGGUGGCUGAUUUUACCAAAAACCUGUCUUGGGGAAUGUGUUGACAAGUUCUGCGGUAAAUUCUGCAUAUAAAUUCAAAGCGACGGGAAAUAGAAAGAAAAUGCAGUUAAAUUGCCGGUGGAAACCGGCAUUAGCUUAACAUUCUUUAUUGAGUAGCAGCCACAGAUUUGUGUAACCAUUUAAUCCAGUCACACACUUGAGCGCGAUCCGGCUUUUUUGAAGUCUCUCUUGCAUUUUUAUCCACCGCGUUCAAGUUGUGUAGCUGCACUGUUUUAUCAAGCUUGCUUUUUCUUAAAUGAAUUCUCUUUCUCAGUUUGGAGUUUCCAGUAUUUUGGGAUCACUUUAUUCUAUGUUACUCGAAGCUGCUGCAUUUCUUUAUUUUUUGUCAUCUUAGAGGCCUUUUAGUUUUGUCUUUCAACAUUGCAUUUCAAAGGUAGUUUCUGCUUUUUCCUUUUCCGAGUAGUUUAAAGGUAACAAGUCCCUUUGCAUCCCCUUGCAAGUCCCCAACUCAAUGCAGGUGUUUGACAGAUUCGUUCUGUGUUCUCCUAAACCUUCUUUAGUAUUUUUCGGACUUGGCCAAUAAGCACAUUCCAUACUCCCGGUGGGGGAUUCCUCUGGAAUAUUUGGCUGAGUGUGUGCGGUAUGCUUAACUAAACGGCGUUAUCCUAUUUCAGAACCAAAUAAUUUAUGUUAUUUUCCCUACCCUAUUUAGACCAGAAUCCCUGUUCUCAAGAGGCACGUUGUUUAAGAACAAUACCCAAUUUCAGGCCAUGGUCCCAGACAGCACCAAACCACACCCUUUUUCACACCUAAACGGCUUAAUUCCAUCCCCAGGAAGUGAGGCGACAAACACCGGACCCACUGAGAUUUCACCUUGGCUAGAGCUAACAUAUUUGUCGAUAAUCUUGUGUUAACUGUUAUAGGUCAGCUAUAUUGAUCUGAUGUUGAUCCACUCCAUGGAUUGCGAUGAGGGACCUGGUGCCCACUUGAUUUGUCAGAAGGGAGAACCCAAAGGAACUUGGGAAGAUUCAUGGAAGGCUCUAGAAUCACUGGUUGACAAAGGUAAAAACACCAUGUUUUAAAUAAUUGUUUUCUUUUCGUCUUUCUGCACCACCCCCCCCGCCCCACCCCCUUAAAUUUUCUUUUAGACUGAGUGCAAUCUACUCAGUUCAUUAAAGAGCAUUUUCAAUUCCAUUUUGAUAAAAAAAAAUUUUCUUAUCAGUCUCCCCACGUUAAGGUAAUCCAAGCGAUUGAGUGAAGAAAUAAAUUUUUAAAACCGUUAGCGAUAAACGCGGAUUUCUGCGUGCCAGCAAGUUUCUUUGUUACUAUUAGCGGAGCACCAUGGGUAAGAAAAUUUGGUUAUCUAUGCAUCCCAGAAAUUUUGUUAGUCACGUGACCGUAGUCUACCCGCCCACCCGUGCGUCCUUCCGCACCACAGGCAUACCAAUGUAGAAUAACUCAAUCAACAGGUAUGGCAACCCAAAUGCAACUCCAGGUUUUUGGCGCGAAAUCGCGUGGCCACCUGGACUUUUAGAGGGAAAAUACGGCAACAAAGUCGAGGCUUUGUUUUACACUGACGUGGAUAACAGGGAAAGAGCUAGAGCGAAAGAUAAAAAUCAAAGGAGACGAAUUUUGUUGGAAAAACAACGUGAGAAUUUUAUAUCGGCGGUCAGAAAAUGAGAAAUGCUAGCAGUCACCAAGCUGCAGCCAGCAAGUUAAAAAUGAGCGGCAGUGAAAAAAUAGCAAACAGGAACACACGCAACAAAAUAUUUUUUUCCAUCAAAUGCGUAACUGAGGGGUGGUACCAAAUCCCAGUUCCCAGCCAAAGUUUGGUCCAAAUCCCAAUCAACACUCUGAAAUCCCAUUCUCAGUGUUUGCGAACUGAUGCGCGUAAUGAAGUAAAUACUUUAUUUCAAUCACCAUAGUUAACUGAUCAUCGGGGAACACUUACCAAAUAUAAUCAGACACCAUUUUGAUCUCUGUCACACUCAAACAUGCGCAUGUUAUUCAUCCGAUAGCAAACUGCUGAAGUAACCAGACCAGCUAACUGGGUGCAAAAAAUAAGAAAAACUGGUAUGACCCUAUGUUUCUACUGAGGUCUACUGGUACAGAAUAUCAUUUCUUUUAUUUCAAAAAAUAGACUCUUUUGAGCAUUUGUAUCAAAUAAUAUAGUCGAAGAUCGUGAAAGGAGAAAAACUCCUUUCCCAUUUGAGAAACUGUUUAGCCCUUUCCAAGUGGUUAAAUCCCAGCCCCAGUGCAGUAAAUCCCAUUUUUCCAGUACAUAAAAGUUUAAUCUCAGUUCUCAUUUUACCCCCUCAGGGCCCUCUUUAUAUACUUUCGUGGUCUACUUUCAACUUUUUUCAAGCUGAAGCCACGGAAAACUUUUAUUUAAUGCGGAUCAUAAUUAUUCUCGCUGUUUAUAAGCUCUUUUUGUUACGUAGGUGUAAUCCGAAGUAUUGGUGUCAGCAACUUUGAAGUUCAAGAUCUACGGCGUCUACUGGAAAUUGCUAGUAUUCAUCCGUCAGUCAUUCAGAAUCCUUUUGAUGUCUUCAGUCAGGAUCUCGAAACACGACAGUUCUGCGACAAAAAUAAUAUUCGAUACACGGGACACAGGUAUACAAACCCUUUCUAUCUCUAUAAAGAGCUGAUUCGUAUAAUCGCACUUAAGCUCUACCUUUUACUCUUUAAAGUAGAUUUAAGAGAGAGAACUGCUAUAUCGUAAUACAAGAAAUUCCUAAGUACAGCUAACACAAAUGUUACCAAGAAGUGAAAGAAGAAAGAGGCUAUUCUGUUACAUAUUGCGCUUAUUAAGUGAACAUUUCGGGUAGCAUCAAGGUGGCUCGAUACGCCUUUACUGUAAAACACGAGUUGCAAAAAUCAACCUUUGAAAUUCAAACGCCAGUAGUCAUAGGUUUGGUUUGUUCCCACUAGCAUCGAGGGUCUCUCUUCUGUCCUUAUACCAGUUCAUGUGUCUCUAUUAAAACAGCACUGAGGAUUUGGAAAUUCCAAGCAGACUCAUAAACCUAUUCAGGCUAGCCUGUGAACAAGCCCCCAGUCUUGUAAAGCAAAUGACGAAGAGAAAGCUAGAAAGCCCGAGGAGAUGAGGAGCGGAGGGGGCCUGUGCUACGUCCCACACCAUGCCCCUCGGGAGCCUUUUCACCGCCUACUUCAGGUUAAUAACCUGUAAGACUCUAGGCUCCUAUACUGAUUAUCAUAUGUUUAAAUUGAUAAUUUAACAUUUAUCCCUGAAGAGCCUUAUAUGGGAUGGAUGCGACGCUCCUCAACCGGAAGUAAGGCUCUUUACCGUUUCAUAUACCUUGACGCUACCACAUUCGUUUUGCUAAGUGUCUUUACUUUUCUUAUCCACACGAUGCCAAAAAAUUUUGGCGAAAAACAAUGCUCAAGAAUCAAAAAAGUCCACUUUCGGUUGACUUGCGUCGCUCAAAAACGCCGUUUCUUAAGCUCCCUAUUUACACUUGCAUAAAAUUCGGCACACUAAUAUGUCAGGAGCCUUGGAAGUUUUUUGUGUUAUUCUCUCAGUGUUUAAAAUGAUACUUGAGAAAGAAAUCUGCGAGCUAAGCUCAAACUUUUACCUUCAAUUAACAGCACACUUGGAGACUCGUGGAAAAGGGAAGGCAUGCCUCUAAACCCCGUACUUUCCGAUGAAGGUCUCCGAAAAAUCGCCUCCAAAUUCGACGCAUCUAUACCUCAGCUUGUAUUAAAGUGGUGUCUGGAGAGUAAUGUUAUUUGUUUCCCACGUUCUCGCAACCCAAAUCACAUCCAGACAAACUUUCACUUGUCUCACGUGCGGCUAAACCAGCAAGACCUGGAGUAUUUUGAAAGUCUGGAUGGAAAAAUAAUCACUCCCGAAGAUGGUCCACCGUUCGAUUCUCGUGCAAAGCCGAGCAGUUCCGAUCAGGAAAUUGCCGAAGAAAGAAAAGCUGCAGAUGAAGGCGCAAGUAAUGAGGAGAAGAGUAUCAAUGGUAAAGUCGUCUUAGUAGAAAAGGUUGAUCUUAAGGAUUCAACAUUGUACCUUAGCUCUGAUGAUCACUGGAUUUACGCUUUUGACUCUGCAAUGGGAAAAUUGAAAUGGAAGCAUGGCACAGCUGAUGAAGGCGGUUCAAAAUGCGUCUUCAACUCAGACGGCAAUAUCGUGUACUGCGCAACAGACGACAAUUCACUUCGUGCACUCGACGCCAUCGACGGUUCCCUUAUAUGGAAAUUUUCCACCGGCGGAGCCGUGACGUCUUCAACUCGACUUGGUGCGGAUGGCGCUCUCUAUUUCGGAUGUUUGGACGGCUUUUUCUAUGCUGUCAACCCUGACGGCUCUUUAAAGUGGAAGCGGAACUUGCGCGAAGAAAUCUGGUCAUCCCCAGCUCUUCUCGCAGGCGGCAAAGCUGUUUUCAUUGGCUCGAUGUCCGAGGGCUCAGCUAAUGUCUUCUCGCUUAAUGGUGAAACAGGGGAGAUAAUAUGGUCGUACGAAACGGGUGGACCUAUAUUCUCUUCCCCAGCAUUAAGCCACGAUGGCAACUCUGUGUUUUUCUGCUCCUUUGACGCCAACUGUUAUGCGUUUGCUGUCCAAAGUGGGGAGAAACUCUGGACAUUCCAAGGGGAUUCAAGCUUUCAGUCAUCGCCGGUUGUUAGCAAAGCAGAUGGCACUCUCUUUAUUGGGUCAACAGAAGGGAACAUUUAUGCUCUGGAUUCGACUUCUGGAAAAGAGAAAUGGACACGGCAAGGUAUACAUUAUUAUUAUUAUUAUUAUUAUUAUUAUUAUUAUUAUUAUUAUUAUUAUUAUUAUUAUUAUUAUUAUUAUUAUUAUUAUUAUUAUCUUGUUUACCUUAAUUUAUACCAUAAUACAACAUAAUAGCCGAGCCCAUUCCUAAGCGGUCAGUGUAAAACGCAGACUGCGGACUGCAGACUGCAGACUGCGGACCAGGGGUAAAAAAUGCAGACUGCAGACUAAAAGUAAAACGCAGGCUGGGGUAAAAUGCAGACCGAGCAUAAACUGUAGUCGUGGAAGGGUUUAAGGGCAAAAAAAUCCCGCAAAUACAUGUAAACGAACACUUACUUGAUGACAUCUGCUUUCACAAAUCCAUUCCUUUCUUCUCUGGAACGUCGUCGACGACCCGAAAACAUAAUCGCAAUCCUGAACCUUUUUUCCAUCCGAGAGACUUCACGCUUCAACUUUUGAUGCGAAGUUUUCGAUAUACGUCACCAGGGACCUUGAACUGGUACAACACCACGAUGUUUACGCUUAAAUGAAAGCUGCUGACCCAAAAUACUGUACAGGAAUUAUGGCGAUAAAAACGGGAGUAAGUCAUUCCAACAAUAAAGAAAAGAUGUUCUGCAAGAAAUUUGGAUGACCUUCUAUGAAAGUAUUGCAAAUCAAGGUACGCAGACUUAAGCUGCUUGGAUGUUCAUUGAAACUUCUGGCGAAUGUGCAAUUCACUUCGACUAGGAAGCGAAGUGUGUAACUCAUACAGGCUAGCUAUUUCACCGAUUUGAAGAAGAAGGAGCACAAAUGUUUAAAAACGUCUACAGUCUUUAUUCUAAAUUUUACCCUAGCCUGCGUUUUACUCUUAGUCUGCAGUCUGCAUUUUACACUCAGUCUGCAUUUUACCCCUGGUCCGCAGUCUGCAGUCCGCAGUCUGCAGUCCGCAGUCUGCGUUUUACACUGACCGAUUCCUGAGGCCUAGGGUUAGAAUGGAUGGAGAGUGUCUUUCUUACAUGUGAGAUGUUCCAAGUAGUGUAAUCCUCUGUAGUUCACAUUAAUACUAGGAGUGUAUUGAAAGAACAAAAUUUGACUUGUACUCUGAUUCCAUGUAGAACAUUAUGUACAUUCAGAUUUUCUCGAUUUAGGAAAGUAAGAGUCAGUGAAAGGAAGUUGUUCUUCUCCAAACCGGCUCGGGCAUGUUCUUAGCAUGUUCUUUAUAUACUGGCAAAUUUCAGGCUGAACGUUCAUAUAAAAAAGUUCUUUCAAAGUAAGAGUGUAAACCUCGAUAAUAGUGGUAAUAGUUUAAACAAGUACCCAGUUUUCAAGUUUUAUGCCCUUUUGCAGUUACGUAGCUCAUAAUAGUAGCGGGUGAUAAGAAUCAGUUUGUUUCACUUAAUUAAUUUGCCUCAAAGGCAGUUAAUUAAAUCGUUGUUGUAUUAAGUAGCCCCUGAGUUAUUUAAGAGGCAUGUGACGCUCGUAUGCAAAAAAUUGCAAAGUGAUUAAUUUCUUUCGCCAAAACGAAGCAAACGGGUAUUUUUUUUCUACGUUUUCUUUUCUGUUUUUCUGUUUUAUGAUUUAUUCUUUUCUUUGUUCACUGGGGUGUAAGGUUUUUGAAUAUUUAACAAGGCCGGUUUACACUUGGUAUAUAUUUUUGUACGAUUGAUAUGGCGAUUUAAGAAAAUCGCCAGUAUUUCAACCAAUUUUCAGAUCGGAUCCGGUAAGUACCAGGAUUUUAGAGUAAGGGGCCCCUUCUUCACCCGUUCCGGCGCAGUGCUUACCCUGCGAGCAGAGUUUUCUUUCUGGCAUGGCUUUUAAUAUUUACGUAGUCGUUCGUGCCGUUUGUCAGUCGUCCCGAGAGAUAAAGAGAAACCAACUAGGCGACUCACAAGCGGCACGAACGACUACGUAAAUACUAAAAGCCAUGCCAGAAAGAAACCUCUGCUCGCACGGUGUCUCGGAAAGGAAAAUGACGUAUUGUCUUGUGUUAAUGUUAUUAAAUUUCCUCCACUGUAAGUGUCGCUGCCUGCGUAGCUCAGCCGUGAUCGUCUAGUGGUUAGGACACUGCGUUGUGGCCGCAGUAACCCAGGUUCGAAUCCUGGUCUCGGCAUCUUUUUUUUUCCUUCUUUCUUUCAUUGUUUUUCUUUUUUUUAUCCUACUUUUUCGCUUAAAUUUUUUUUCUUUUUUUUUUUUUAAUUUUCCUUUAAUGCACGUAUCAUUUUUAGUGUUCUUGGUAGAAAUCGAAACUCGGCUAGCUGUUUUGACCGUCAGCAAACAACUUCCGUUCCUCUGUGAAUGUAUUCUUUGUCAGAACAAACACACGGGGAAAAUUCAGAGACUCUUUUUAAGACAAAACGUAAAUUAAAAUAGAAAAAAAUUAAAUUUAAAAGGGCGAAACGAGCUGACUAGCGCUUUUCGAUCGUGCAAAUAUAAACCGCAAACGAUCGCACGACAGUUUUGUCGCUUACGUCUUUCGGUCACUGUUACUUGGGAGACAUUCUGGAUGGCCCUGCUGUCUGUGAUAAUUUCUACAAUUUGGCUGGCUUAUCUAGUCUUUCAAUGGCCAAACACACUGCCUACAAGUUACCUAAAAUCUGGAAUCUGGAACAUGGAAUCAGGAGUACAAACUGUAUUUACAUUUCCUCCCGCGCCAUCAAUUUGAAAGUUAUUUAUGCUAAGCAUUCGGAAAUGAGUGUAUACAAGACGUUUAUCACCAUAGGACAACUUGUACUCGUGCACUCACCCCGCACGCACUAACUUGCAGAACAUGCGUUUAUUUUUUGGUAAUUUUCAGGCGAUCCAAGUAACCCCGGAACCCCUCGACGCGCGUGUCUCAAGCUGCAUGCCUCACUGGCCUUGCCUUUUGCCUUCGUGCGCUUGACGCGAAACAAUAUUUUAAAAGGCCUGUCCUGCAGGUUAGCCCCACUCCGGCACCGUUCCUGAUUUCUCCCGUGGGUACAUGAGAAAAUAUAGGCUUAGUUUUUUUUUUCCUUUCUUUAAACAGGCAAGGGUGAAAUAUUUUCUUCACCGUUCGUUGCACCUAACGGCAAUGUUUACAUUGGUUCUGGAGAAGGAGAGGUUCUAGCUCUUCGUCAGGCUGACGGGGCUUUAGUAUGGAGUUUUAAGACGGAGUCAUCGGUCUGGUCUACACCUCGUUUGGAAAAAAGUGGCCUCUUGGUCAUAGGCGGUAUAGACACCUAUUUGUACGCAUUGCGAGCAGACGACGGACAGUUGGUGUGGAAGUACAAGACAGAUGGGCCAGUGGUGGGAACACCGCUGAUCACCCGUGAGCAUGCAGUGGAACAAGACUAAGACAUUUCAUUUUAAUUAAGUACACCAUCAUAAGACAAUAAAUAGACCAUUAUUAAUAAAUAUGCCUUACAGCUUGUACGCAUUGCUGUCCAAGUUUUGAUUAUAC
Molecule: messenger RNA, 17980 nt
Organism: Porites evermanni
Lineage: Eukaryota; Metazoa; Cnidaria; Anthozoa; Scleractinia; Poritidae
Source: the annotation of a GenBank genome assembly